AAUUGGCAUAUUUAGAUUAAUAACAUAUUUUAAAAAAAUCAGUCAGAUAGUUCAAAUAACUCUAAAAGUUCAUAACUUUUUAUUAUGAACAUUUUAUUGACACACUUAAAUGAUAGCUGAUUACAUUCACAUCAAAAAAUCUAAGGAAGUUAUUGCAAUAAUACUAAUUGCUAUUUGGUUUCUUAGUGCUGACAACACCCAUAAUGAAUUAAAUUCCAACUUAGAAGAAAUAUGGAAGUUCAAAUUCAGCAAAGAAAUACAAAAGAACAAAAUCGAACACAUCUUAAAAUAUAUUUUAUCCUUUAUUGUGAUGAUUAGAACACUCACGUCAAGAAUAUUUUUAGUUUUGUAUGUUAUUAUACUGUGGCCAGCCGUUUUUGAAACCCAAUCAUUUUUAAUAAUCCCUUGGUUGAUUAUCGGAUCCGUUAGGAUUCUGUUAUCAACAUUCUUAUCACUAAGUACAGGUACCUAUUGCUGUCUUCUUCAAAAAGGACUACAUUUGCUGUGUUUAAAUUUUGUAAUUUCACAGUUCUCGGAACAUGGACCAUCCAUUUAUGCUUGGUUUGCAAUUUUGAAGUAUUACCGGCACAUCACAAGAGAAAAAUUGCGAAGAAGAAUGGAGAUAUUACUUGCUGAGAAAGAUUUUCAGAGUAACAUACCUACGACCGAUACAAUGAGUAGUUUUAAAUCGUCGCAAACUAACACCAGAUCUUUGGAUACGUUAUCUACAGUAAUAGUUAAAUCCAAAGAUACAAAAAAAGUUAUCGGUAGCAUAAGAGAAAGAGUAAAAACAGCUUUGAAUCUUACUGAUGAAGAAAUUAAUAAAAUAACCGAAAGAACGAAUUAAGAAAAUAGGUCCUCUGCCUACUUUGCAUGUAUUUUGAUAUGGACAAUUUUGUUAUCACAAGAUUUUUGAUGAAUAUAAACAAAGUUAAAUUUAAUAAAAUCGAUUAAAAUAUUUAAAAAAUAUAAUUGACUGUAUAUGUAUACAUUUUAAAAUAAAGUAGGUAUGUAUA
Molecule: messenger RNA, 1016 nt
Organism: Diabrotica virgifera virgifera (western corn rootworm)
Lineage: Eukaryota; Metazoa; Arthropoda; Insecta; Coleoptera; Chrysomelidae
Exons: 1
Coding region: 110-847 (245 amino acids)
Source: RefSeq, a predicted model, not a curated record